AUGAACCUCGCCAUUGACUCUGGCAUCAAUUACUGCGCCGAAUGGUUUGGCAGUAUUCUGACGACGACGUACUCGAAGUUUCCGUCUGUUCUGGAAACUGCUACUCCCUCCAUCCAGGACGGCCAAACCUUUGCCGACGACCUCAGCUCUGGAAAAUCACGCUCAAACACCACCGCCACCAUCGUCAUCAUCUCUAUUGCCAUUGUCUCGACCAUGAGCACUGUCACGUCGCCGGGUCCAACUAAGGCCAAGUAUGCGCCUAGAUUGGAUUCGUAG
Messenger RNA from Grosmannia clavigera kw1407, 276 nucleotides. RefSeq lists its product as uncharacterized. The record is from RefSeq and is a predicted model, not a curated record. The transcript is spliced from 3 exons. Lineage: Eukaryota; Fungi; Ascomycota; Sordariomycetes; Ophiostomatales; Ophiostomataceae. The coding region runs from base 1 to 276 and encodes 91 amino acids.